UUUUCCCUGCAUACAGUAUAGGAGAAAUGUUUAAAAACAAUUGGCAACUGACUGGUGUUUAAAACUGAAGAUUGUCAUGACUGUUUAACCUAAACUCUAUGCUGAAGUAAGAUUAAUUGUAUUGGAAAUACUAAUUUCGGGUAACCCAAAUCUAUUUCUGGAACCAUGAAAAUUUUGUUGGUGUUUGACUUUGACAAUACAAUCAUAGAUGACAAUAGUGACACCUGGAUUGUGCAAUGUGCUCCAGACAAAAAACUUCCUAUUGAACUACAAGAUUCUUAUCAAAAAGGAUUUUGGACAGAAUUUAUGGGCAGAGUCUUUAAGUAUUUGGGAGAUGAAGGUGUAAGAGAAAAUGAAAUGAAAACAACAAUGACAUCAAUACCUUUCACUCCAGGGAUGGUGGAACUUUUCAACUUUAUAAGAAAGAAUAAGGAUAAAUUUGACUGCAUCAUUAUUUCAGAUUCAAAUUCAGUCUUCAUAGACUGGGUUUUAGAAGCUGCCAAUUUUCAUGAUAUAUUUGCUAAAGUGUUUACAAAUCCAGCAGCUUUUGAUAACAAUGGUCAUCUCACUGUGGAAAAUUAUCAUGCUCAUUCUUGCAAUAGGUGCCCAAAGAAUCUUUGCAAAAAUGUAGUUUUGGUAGAAUUUGUAGACAAACAGUUACAACAGGGAGUGAAUUAUACACAAAUUGUGUAUAUAGGUGAUGGUGGGAAUGAUGUCUGUCCAGUAACCUUUUUAAAGAAGAAUGAUGUUGCCAUGCCACGGAAAGGAUAUACUUUACAGAAAACUCUUUCCAGAAUGUCUCAAAAUCUUGAACCUAUGGAAUCUUCUAUUGUAGUUUGGUCUUCAGGUGUUGAAAUAAUUUCUCAUUUACAAUUUCUAAUAAAGGAGUAAUAUACCAACAA
Molecule: messenger RNA, 902 nt
Organism: Marmota monax (woodchuck)
Lineage: Eukaryota; Metazoa; Chordata; Mammalia; Rodentia; Sciuridae
Gene: Phospho2
Product: phosphatase, orphan 2
Exons: 2
Coding region: 166-891 (241 amino acids)
Molecular function (GO): phosphatase activity
Source: RefSeq, a predicted model, not a curated record